This is a messenger RNA of Dunckerocampus dactyliophorus (ringed pipefish), 3276 nucleotides long. It is a transcript of the gene pdia5, whose product is annotated as protein disulfide isomerase family A, member 5. The coding region runs from base 17 to 1636 and encodes 539 amino acids. Gene Ontology annotation, cellular component: endoplasmic reticulum. Gene Ontology annotation, molecular function: protein disulfide isomerase activity. The record is from RefSeq and is a predicted model, not a curated record. Lineage: Eukaryota; Metazoa; Chordata; Actinopteri; Syngnathiformes; Syngnathidae. Gene Ontology annotation, biological process: protein folding. The transcript has 17 exons.
AAGCCGCUGUGUGCGCAUGCGUGACCAGACGUGGCAACACAGCGGCAUCAUGGCCUCUCGGAACCGCUACAGGAGUCGGAUGAGAGGGGGCAAAAUGCUCUUGUUCGUCCUCCUGGUGUGGCUGACAUCGGUGCUGGAUGCAGUCAAGGUGUCCCCCCUCAUAGAGAAGGUCAACGACCACAAAGACUUGAAGAAACUGCUCAGGACCAGAACCAACGUUCUGGUUAUCUACACCAAAACAGCUUCAUCAGGAGAUGUCCACCUGAAGCUGCUGUCCGAUGUGGCCGAGACGGUCAAGGGCCAGGGAACCAUUGCCUGGGUCAACUGUGGGGACUCGGAGGGCCGUAAGCUCUGCAAGAAAGUCAAAGUGGACCCCAGCUCCAAAAGUGGCGGUACAGAGUUGCUGCAUUACAAAGAUGGAACCUUCCACACAGAGUACAGCAGGCCCGCUACCUUCAAGUCCAUGGUGGCCUUCCUGAAGGACCCCUCGGGGCCUCCACUGUGGGAGGAAAACCCGGAAGCAAAACACGUUGUUCACAUAGAGACAGAAAAAGACUUCAGGAAGCUGCUGAAGAAAGAGGACAGGCCGGUCCUCAUGAUGUUCUACGCUCCAUGGUGCGGCGUCUGUAAGAGGAUGCAGCCUGUCUUUCAGCAAGCAGCCACAGAGACAAAGGGACGAUACGUCCUGGCCGGCAUGAACGUGCACCCGGCCGAGUUCGACGGCCUCAAGCAGGAAUUCAAUGUGAAAGGCUACCCGACCUUCUGCUACUUCGAGAAAGGCAAGUUCCUCUACCACUACGAAAACUACGGUGCUACAGCCAAGGACAUCACAGAAUGGAUGAAGAACCCUCAGCCCGUCCAGCCGAAGAGCCCUGAGGUGCCAUGGUCCGAGACGGAGUCGGCCGUCUUCCACCUGACAGACGAGUCCUUUGACCGCUUCCUGGAGGAGCAUCCUGCUGUCCUCAUCAUGUUCUACGCCCCCUGGUGUGGUCACUGCAAGAAGAUGAAGCCCGCAUACGAAGAAGCAGCCGAAACGCUCAACAAAGACAAAGAGAGUCCUGGCGUGCUGGCGGCGGUGGACGCCACAGUCCACAAGGCCGUUGGGGAUCGUUUCAAGAUUUCGGGCUUCCCUACGCUGAAGUAUUUCGAGAAAGGACAGGACACGUACACACUGCCACAGCUCCGCAGCAAAGACAAGAUCAUCGAGUUUAUGCACAAUCCGCAGGCGCCGCCCCCGCCGGACCAGUCUUGGGAGGAGAAGCCCUCCAGUGUGGUCCAUCUCGGGUCGGAGGACUUCCGGGAGGCUCUGAAGAAGAAGAAACACGCUCUGGUCAUGUUCUACGCCCCUUGGUGUCCGCACUGUAAAAACGCCGUGCCUCACUUCACUACCGCAGCAGAGCUUUUCAAAGAGGACCGCAAGAUAGCGUACGGCGCGGUGGACUGCACCAAAGGACAGAACCAGGAGCUCUGCAAGCAGGAGGGGGUGGAGGGCUACCCCACCUUCAACCACUACAACUACGGCAAGUUUGUGGACAAGUACCACGGAGACCGCGGGGAAGCGGGCUUCAUCGGCUUUAUGCGUAGCCUGCGAGGCCGCGAUCAGGAGAAAGUGAUCAAGAGGAAGGAGGAGCUCUGAGACGCGGCGUUCGGGGGCAGCCACGCACGCACUUGCCCCCCCAUCAGCACUGACACAGGAGACAUGAUGACCUCAGCAAAUAUUACAAUACGGUGGCAAUUACCCCCCCAACCCCACCCCCCCACACACACACCUUCCCCCGCCCCCACCUUCCCCUUUUCGGGGGCCCCAAAUGAGAGGUGCACAGACACUGUGACUGACUGACAAGCUAAUGCGUAUCUAUGCAAUACUGAGGGUGGGGGUAGGGGGCGCCGUCACUUCACCCCCCCCACCCCACCCCCCUCUAGGAGGUUCACAUCCUCCCGUUGGUUCCACACUUUGUGUAGAGAGCCUUCAUGUCUGUGAGCAUGCCAACAACGCGUGUCAUGUGACCUGGCGCUCCCGUAGCAACGCGGCGUGACAAACAUCGAGGCCAAGUUUUACGUUUUUGUCUUGAAAUUGUGGCCUUAAGGUAGGAAACACGAGGAAAAUGGAAGCAGAAGCUGAGCGCCUUUGCUUGUUUUGUUGUUUUUGAUUCCCCCCCCACAAGAUGCCAAAUAUGAGCGUCCUCGUCCAUAUUCCAAUAACCUGUCUGCUGUUUUGUGACCCCCAUCGUGUCCCGGCAAUCACUUGAGUGACGUCAUGGUUGAAUCUGUUUAUGCCAUGAAAAGCGUGGAUUCCCAACUUUGAGGUAAGGUGGAGAUACACGCUUUUCAUUGGGGGGGGGGGGUUGUAAUCCUGUUGGUUUUCUUCUCCCGUUCCACCGCUCGGAAUAUUCCCAGUUGAUCUGUAGCGCUUUUUUUAAUCACAUCUUAAGAAUUUGGGUUUCCGCGGUUGCCAAUAAGGUUCUCAGGGAAGGCGUGACGCAAUGACAGGGAAGUGCGUGGUCACUUUGUGCUCCUUUGUGUUCUCCACCAAAAAGCAAGGCCGGCAUCGUCCUGUGUCCGUGUGGCGUCGCCAGCCGGUAGAUGUUAGCGCCACAUUCCACGCGGGAACGUCGCACACGGGAGACGAUUCCACUGAAGACCAGGACGAGCAUCCGUCUUAUCCCAAAGUGUGCGUGUGGUGUGGGAACGUGUCGCACGUAUUGCCAAGAAGUCAUUGUUGCCUUUUUCUGUUGUUUUGUUUCUGUCCAAUCAGCCAUGUUGUACACGUUUACCCCGCGACUGUGCUAACAAUAAAAAACAAAUCUUUUUUUUUUUCCAAAACCUGUUAUCUUAUUCUCAUUUUGUCCCCUAAAAUCAACUAAAUGCCGCUUGUUCUGUUGAAAAAGGUAAAAACAGCUCGUAUUCUACACACCUAAUGCAGGUCAUACUUGUCCACCCUCCUCCCCGUAUUUUGCCCUCCUUUCCUCUUCGGUGUGGCAGGUGACCUCAUUUCCGGAAAUGUCCUUUAUUUCCAAAUGCAAAUGUUGUCAAGUAUGAUGCGGGGUAUGAAGGUUCAUUUCUUUCUUUACUACCAAACCUUUUUUUUACACACUGAAAAACCUAUUUUGAUCAUUAUAUGCUGAAAAUGGGCCGCACGGUGGUCUAGUGGUUAGCAUGGUGGCACACAGUAACAGCCUGGAGAUGGGAAAUCCACUUGGGCAUUUCUGUGUUUGCAUGUUCUCCCCGUAUGUGGGGGGGUUUUCUGGGUACUCCGGCUUCCUCCCACAUUCCAAA